UGAAUGUUUCAUAAUAAUUGUUCCAUUUUCAUAAAAAGAAUCGCAGGGAGGAAAAAGGGCUCCUUCAUUUCAUGUGACAGUUCAUAAUGGACAUAGAUGUUGGAAAAUUUCGGGAAAUUGGGAAAAUUUCCAAGGUGUACAGUUAAGAAAAUGUAAAUAUGUGGUCGAAGAUUUCAACACCGAACGUCUUCUAGGAAUUGCUGUUAAGGAUGAAUCACUAAAAUCAAAAAUUUACAUUGAAAAUGGAGGAAAACUGCACAAUGAAUUUUGUGUGUUCAGAGUUAUCAUCUACAUUAUUUCAAAAACUGUAUGACCAAAAGAAAUCUAGUCGUUUUUGCGAUAUAACGUUAUAUGUAAACAAUAAGAUUAUUAAAGCUCAUCGUAUUGUCUUAGCAUGUAGCUCACCUUACUUCAAUUCCAUAUUGAAGCAUCAUAAAAUAAUGAGGGAACAGUUAACGAUAAACUGUUUGAAUAGUGAAAUAUUUAAUUCGAUAGUGAAUUACAUGUAUACUGGAGAAAUAAUGGUGGAGCAUUCAAAUGUGGAAGAACUCCUUAAGUUAGCUGAUCAUUUUGUAUUAAACAAAGUUAUAGAAUACUGCAUUGAGUUCUUAGGAACAAAAUUGAAUAUAGAUAAUUGUCUCUUCACAUACUUUUUGACAAAAAGGUUCAAAUUGAAACAUCUUGGAAAUAUAGUGGAAAACUGGAUCGUUACGCAUAUUGAUGAAGUUUGUAAAGGUGAAGAGAUUAUGCAGUUAGCGUCCUUCCAACUAAAAGACUUUUUCGAAACUAAGUGUUUUAUGUUAUCAACUACAAAAGCCCUUACAGUACUUUCACAAUGGGUGUUAGUAGAUGUGGAGAAGAGAGAAAAGGAAUUUGACAGGCUUAUCAAAUGCUUCCCAACCCAUGUUCUAGAACCUGUAGAAGUCUUCAAACAUUUAGACACCUGCAUUUUAUAUAACAGAAGUGAUCUAUGUACUUAUCGAUUUUUAGAUUAUUUGUUUCAGAAUAAUUGGAUGUUGUCCAAUUUCAAGACUAGAUACGAUGCUUUACACCCCAGAUUCGGUCAAACACCUCCAGAAAAGGGAAAUGAACCGAACUCGAAAUCGGAAAAAGUUAACGUUAGUGAAAAACCAGAAGCUCUUCCUCAAAAUCAAAUAAUGCCGGUUAGAGUGAAACUGAGGUUGAAGAAUAGAAAACAAUUAAUACUCAAGAAGUUGAUGCUUUUUGGAUUAAGGCCAAGUUUACGAAUAGCAGCGUUGAAAAUGCUCAGCUGCAAGAAAAAUAAAUAUAUUUUGAAAGAAUUGGAGGAAGAGGCAGAAGAAAAUACUGAGGAAAAAAUUGGAAUUAAGUGUCCGAUUUGUUUCGCUUCAAUAAACGAUAGUUUGUUGUUGGAACAACACUUAGCCUUGAGCCACUCUAAAGAUGUGACAUAUAAAUGUGGAAUUUGUUCUUUUGUUUGUCAGUAUCACGGGGACUAUUUGAACCACAUGAAGACACAUUUCAGUGGACCACCUUUCAAAUGUGAUUAUUGUGAAACAACUACGGACCAAAUAUCGAAACUGAUAGCGCAUCGUUCUCAACAUCUUGAGGAAUCGAUAUUUCAAUGCACCUUUUGCUCUUUCAAAUGCCGUCAGAAACAGAACUUCGUGUCGCACCUCAAAGUUCACACUCCAGAAAAGUCCUAUAAAUGUGACAGCUGCACUAAAACUUUCCGUUUCAAACAGAGUCUUGAGACCCAUAUGUUGACUCACACCAAUGAGAAAACACUGACUUGUGAUAGCUGUGGCUUCCAUACGAAAUUUUUAAGCCAUAUGAUCGCACAUAAAAGAAUUCACGCAGGAGACUUAUAUCGUUGUUCUUAUCUUCAUUGUAAGUAUUCAACGUCGAAAAAAAAUCAGUUAGCUAGUCAUGUUAAGAGCCAUAACGGUGUUAGGCCUCAUUCUUGCGGUAUUUGUGGACGUGGUUUCAUGGAAAAAUCGCAUCUUGUUCGCCAUGAAAGAAUCCAUCUGGAGGAGAAGCCGUUUAAGUGCUCUAACUGCGACUAUGCAAGUUCGAGAAGGGACAAACUGAAAGAGCAUUUCACAAGACAUCAUGGAGAGAAUGCCUCAGCUAAAGUUCCUUACAAGGCUCGUCCAAUGAGGAAUAACAACAAUAUCAGCUCUACUAGGCCUAAAUCACAGGCCAAUUCCGAUUCCCCCACUUCUACGAAUUCCAACGGCAUAAAUUUCUCACAGUCAACGAACACAACUUCUUCGAAUGGAUCCCAACCUUUGAAUAGCGAAAUUCAGGAUCUCAUAAUGCACCAUCAGAGCCAUCCUUCGUCUUCAGCAGGAAAUAAUCUUCCAACCUUGAACUCCAACUACCACCACUUCGCUGAUCCGGCCGAUUUCCAUCACCACAAUCACUCCCACAAUUUGCAUAACCAAAUCUUGAACACGGGACAUAAUCAACGGGGAUCUCAGCAUCACAAUAAUAAUCUUGUGAAUCACCAUAUGCUUUCCAGGGCCAAUCACUCGACGGCAACUUCAACUGCAGCAGCUGUUGCAGCAGCCAUGAUGCUGGAUCCACGAUUUCAUCAUAAUUCUUCUGUACCCUAUCAUCCAUCCAGCACUCCAGUGUCUAUGGCAAUGGCUGCUGUACAAUCUUCCCAACAAAUUCAGUCUUCAGGACAGCAUGGAGAAUAUCCUCCCUCCCUCCAGAACUGCAUGACCUUAUUCUAAUCAUGAUAAAAUUUAAAUCAAUUUUAUGUUAUAUGUAUUCUGGUAGAUACAGAUAAUAAUGAUGUGUUUGUUGAAUAUUUUCUAUAGAUAUCUCUUACCUUUGUUGAUGUUCUCGAUAUGAAAAUUCGUUUAAAAUUUAUGUUAAUAAAGUAUAAAAUUUU
This is a messenger RNA of Coccinella septempunctata (seven-spotted ladybird), 2881 nucleotides long. Its product is annotated as zinc finger protein 271-like. The coding region runs from base 243 to 2720 and encodes 825 amino acids. The record is from RefSeq and is a predicted model, not a curated record. NCBI's taxonomy places the organism in Eukaryota, Metazoa, Arthropoda, Insecta, Coleoptera, Coccinellidae. The transcript is spliced from 9 exons. Gene Ontology annotation, biological process: regulation of cytokine production; regulation of immune system process; negative regulation of transcription by RNA polymerase II. Gene Ontology annotation, molecular function: protein binding.